Molecule: messenger RNA, 1389 nt
Organism: Diaporthe citri
Lineage: Eukaryota; Fungi; Ascomycota; Sordariomycetes; Diaporthales; Diaporthaceae
Exons: 7
Coding region: 1-1389 (462 amino acids)
Biological process (GO): protein dephosphorylation
Molecular function (GO): cation binding; protein serine/threonine phosphatase activity
Source: RefSeq, a predicted model, not a curated record
AUGGGUCAGACUCUCAGUGAGCCCGUUGUCGAGAAGACAUCGGACAAUGGCCAGGACAACAGGCUCAUCUACGGCGUGUCCGCCAUGCAAGGUUGGCGCAUCAGCAUGGAGGAUGCCCACACCACCGUCCUAGAUCUCCUCGCCUCCAACGCCGAUGCCUGCAAGAACCACCCCCAACGGCUGUCCUUCUUCGGCGUUUUCGACGGCCACGGCGGCGACAAGGUCGCCCUCUUCACAGGCGAGAACAUCCACAACAUCAUCGCAAAGCAGGAUACGUUCAAGGCGGGCAACUAUGAGCAGGCGCUCAAGGAUGGCUUCCUCGCCACCGACCGCGCAAUACUCAACGACCCCAAAUAUGAGGAGGAGGUUUCUGGCUGCACAGCCUGUGUCGGUCUCCUCACAGAUGACAAAAUCUAUGUUGCAAAUGCCGGAGAUUCCAGGAGUGUUUUGGGUGUCAAGGGCCGCGCGAAGCCGCUGUCCUUCGACCACAAGCCCCAAAAUGAAGGCGAGAAGGCAAGAAUCACCGCCGCUGGUGGCUUCGUCGACUUUGGACGGGUCAACGGCAACCUCGCUCUCUCCAGAGCCAUCGGCGACUUCGAGUUCAAGAAGAGCGCCGAGCUUGCUCCCGAGCAACAGAUCGUGACCGCCUACCCCGACGUUGUGGUACAUGACCUCUCUGACGACGACGAGUUCCUGGUGAUUGCAUGUGACGGUAUCUGGGAUUGCCAGUCCUCCCAAGCCGUCACCGAGUUUGUGCGCCGUGGCAUCGCUGCCAAGCAGGACCUGGACAAGAUCUGCGAGAACAUGAUGGACAACUGCUUGGCCUCUAACUCGGAGACCGGCGGAGUUGGCUGUGACAACAUGACCAUGAUCAUAAUCGGUUUCCUGCGGGGCCGAACCAAGGAGGAAUGGUAUGAGGAGGUUUCUAAGCGGGUCGGCAAUGGCGAUGGACCCUGCGCUCCUCCCGAGUACGCCGAGUUUCGAGGCCCCGGUGUCCACCACAGCUUUGAUGACAAUGACAGUGGCAAUGACUACGACAACGAGUCUUCUAACAAGGGCAAGUCUUUUGGCAUUGGCGGUUACCGCGGCCGAAUAAUCUUCCUCGGCGAUGGCACGGAAGUGCUGACCGACUCAGACGAUACCGAGAUGUUCGACAACUCUGAAGAGGACAAGGACCUGGCAAGUCAGGUGUCCAAGAAAUCCACGUCCAGCGAUGACAAUGGCCACGAGGUCAUAGGCAGCCCCGUCACCCCCGAGAAACUCGACCCCAAAUUCGAUCUGAACCAGAAGGCGAGCGGGAGCGGCGCCGGCACUGAUGGCAACUCCAGCUCGGAGACCGCGAAAGAGGGUGGCCAGGACCCCAAGACUGCUGCGAAGAAGGAGUCCUAG